Messenger RNA from Rana temporaria (common frog), 2267 nucleotides. Its product is annotated as zinc finger protein OZF-like. Lineage: Eukaryota; Metazoa; Chordata; Amphibia; Anura; Ranidae. The transcript is spliced from 3 exons. The coding region runs from base 222 to 1613 and encodes 463 amino acids. The record is from RefSeq and is a predicted model, not a curated record. Gene Ontology annotation, biological process: regulation of transcription by RNA polymerase II. Gene Ontology annotation, molecular function: DNA-binding transcription factor activity, RNA polymerase II-specific; RNA polymerase II cis-regulatory region sequence-specific DNA binding.
UAUUCCCGGGAUUCCACACAGGAAGGUCACACCAUCCCCCACCAUCAUCAGGUAGGUGGUGAACAGUUAUUGGCAUUGAUCUAUGUACAAUGUUGUUUCUUACAAUGGUUUUCUUAUUGUAUAUUUAGAGUGGAACACUUGAGGAAUAUAAUAUUGUUGUUAAAGAAGAGUAUAAAGAGGAGGAUGAGGAGUAUGGAGUGCUGGAGGAGUUUUCAGGACACAUGGAUGUCCCAAUGGAGCCAUCCAAUACCAGAAACCCACCAGAGAGAUGUCCCCGUCCUCUGUAUUCCCGGGAUUCCACACAGGAAGAUCACACCAUCCCCCACCAUCAUCAGGGUGAAGAUCUGAUGAUCAUAAAAACUGAGUGUGACGUAGAAGAGGAGUAUGUGAGGGAUGAUCAGCAAUAUACGGAGGAGGCUGGAAUGACAAGGACCUUCAUAGAGGAGGAAACUCCUACAGAGAUCAGCACAGGACACGCCAUGGAGAAACCCUCAAAGGAUCGUCUCACUGUAUUUAUAGUUUGUAAAAUGGCAGAUGAGGACUCAAUACGAGAUUGUGGAGGAGAAAAGACAAUGAGCUCCACUAUGAAUGGAGGACUUCACGGUGUGGAUAGACCACGGAAUGCCUCUGAUUUUGAGCAACCUCGUACUGUGAGGGGUGGUGCCGGGAUUCAGGGGGAGAAGGAAUUUUUAUGUCCUGAAUGUGGGGAAAGUUUCAGUUCUGAAUUACGUUUUUCUGUACAUCAGAGAUUUCACACGGGGGAGAAGCUCUUUUCGUGUUCUGAGUGUGGCCAAUGUUUCCUUCAUAAAUCAGAACUUAACAUGCAUUAUACAUCUCACCAGGCGGAGAAGCCGUUUUGCUGUCCUGAGUGCGGGAAAUGUUUCUCACACAACUCCUUUCUUGUCAGACACCAGAGACUGCACACGGGUGAGAAGCCACAUUCCUGCCCUGAGUGCGGGAAAUGCUUUACACAGAGCUCAGACCUUGUCGUACAUCAAAGAUCUCACACAGAGGAAAAGCCCUAUACCUGCCCUGAGUGCAAUAAAAGUUAUAAACAUAAACCAUACCUCGAUAUACAUCGAAGAUCUCACAGGGAGGAUAAGCCGUAUCCCUGUCCCGAGUGCGGGAAAUGUUUUUCACACAAAUCAGAACUUUCUAUACAUCAAAAAUCACACUCAGGGGAGAAGCCGUAUUCCUGCCCCGUGUGCGGGAAGUGUUUUUUGCAGAAGUCUUGCCUUGUCAGACAUCAGAGAUUGCACACGGGAGAAAAGGUGUAUUCCUGCGCCGAGUGCGGGAAAUGUUUUCCGUGUAAUUCAGACCUUGUUGCACAUCAGAGGUCGCACACGGGCGAGAAGCCGUAUUCCUGCCCUGAGUGCGGGAAAUGUUUUUCAAAGAAGUCCCAUAUUUACACACAUCAGAGAAUGCACACGGGCGAGAGGCCGUACUCAUGCAGUGAGUGCGGGAAAGGUUUCUCACAGAAGUCCAAUCUCACAGCACACCAGUUGCGGCACGCUCAGGAAAAGAUUUUUUCUUGCCUUGAGUGUGGGGAAUGUUUUGGAAAGAAAUCAACGCUUAUCUCACAUCAGAAGUCUCACACAUCGGAGAAUCUGUAAUGCCCGUGCAGAAAACAUUACGUUGUUGUUACAUAUCAAGGAUCCCCGCACAGGGAAGUAGUGACGAGUGAACUGGCUUGGGUUCGAAACGCAUGGAAAAAGAUCUUUCCCGGACUUGAGUGUGGGAAUUUUUUGAAAAGAAAUCAACAUUUGUCUCACAAAGGAGAGAAUGCCCUGUGCGGAAAACGAAAUCAACAUUUGUCUCACAAAGGAGAGAAUGCCCGUGCGGAAAACAAAAUCAACAUUUGUCUCACAAAGGAGAGAAUGCCCGUGCGAAAAACGAAAUCAACAUUUGUCUCACAAAGGGGAGAAUGCCCGUGUGGAAUGCGAAAUCAACAUUUGUCUCACAAAGGAGAGAAUGCCCGUGCGGAAAACGAAAUCAACAUUUGUCUCACAAAGGAGAAAAUGCCUGUGUGGAAAACUAAAUCAACAUUUGUCCCACAAAGGAGAAAAUGGCCGUGUGGAAAACUAAAUCAACAUUUGUCCCACAAAGGAGAAAAUGGCCGUGUGGAAAACAAAAUCAACAUUUGUCCCACAAAGGAGAAAAUGCCCGUGUGGAAAACAAAAUCAACAUUUGUCUCACAAAGGAGAGAAUGCCCGUGUGGAAAACAAAAUCAACAUUUGUUUCACAAAGGAGAGAAUGCCCGUGCGGAA